GUUUCCCAAGCUAUCACAGUGACGGGACAGAAAAAUCUUACAUCCAGUCAGACUCAGUCUUGUAGGCUGAUUUGCCGGAGCCAUUGAAUACUGGUUCUGUCAUCUGCCCUGACAAGCACAAACUUAAAGAGGUCACUCGAUCUACCAAGUUUAUAUUCGUUCUUGGCCAGGUCAAAUAUCCAACUUCCCACCAUCGUUCCUCCAUCCAGUUCUUUCAAUCCAAACACAUUGACCCAUUGAGCCUCGACAGAGAUACCAGGAGGCUUCGACAAUCGAAAUGGCUCUCAGUAGGAACGUCCUGUUGAUCCUCGUCCUCGGAUUGAUACUGUUUACAUGCCGGGCACAUGCUUUUGGCGCUGGAAAUAUUGCCUCCAUCUCAGCGGUCGAAGGCAAGAAUUGGCGUCAUGGCGAUAUUGAAGAUGUACUCAAGACUCUGGCUUGUAUCAAGCAUCACAAGUGGAACUCUAUGAUGAUCAAGCGUGUCUACUUUGGAAACUGGCUCAGAGACUACUCGUAUGUGAAACAAUCUCGAAGAAGCCGUGGCAUUUUGGCUUGAGCUCUUUGAUCUGAUCCCGCCACGUUGCUACCGCUUUCUGACUAUUUGCAGCCAAGCUAUGGAUACCGGAGCCCUAAAGAAAGCACAACCAGAGACUAUUCGCAUCCUGGUCUGGUUAUUAUCCUUCCUCGGAUUCGGAUAUGCUACCGCUGAGUUCGAAGUCACGUCGGAGAGACUCGGCGUCUAUCGUCCGGAGGAGCACAUUGACAAUCCCAAAGAUUACAACGACAACGAAGAUGCUCGGCAGUACGAUGUUCGCUUGCGAGCCCCUGUCCGUGAUAUCGAGCUACAGAUUGAUCCUGAGACUGGCAUGAAGAACUACAUUGCCAAUGGCAAAGGUGACUGGGCCACCAGUGCUGCGUUCGUGAAGUACAGUUUCGAGCGCAGUAUACACCACGGUCGUCUCUACCUGAACGGGCACGGCUUCUUUAAGGGUAAAGACGAGGAUCUGGCGGAAGCAUUGCGAUGCCUAGGCCAAGGUCUCCAUACACUGGAAGACUUUGGCGCUCAUACAAACUAUGUUGAGCUGGCGUUGAGAGAAAUGGGUUUCCACAACGUCUUUCCUCAUGUUGGCACCGCCACAGGGAUAAAUCUUCACGGCAAGCAUGUCUUCCCUCUGGUCACCGGCACAUUCGGCAUGGUUGAUUUCUACCAUUCUGUUUUGGGCGAAGCUACGGACCACUUCACACAAAGUGAAGUCAAUGAGAUGGAUAAUGCGCUAGGGACUGCUCAACAAGCGGCGCAGUCGUCAAAUCCAUUGAUGACCCUAGUUAAGUUGCUAUCCAAAGUCCCUGGAACCAGAGACCUAUGUGAUGAAGCCGAACGACUUCAAGCGAAUUCUCAAGCUCAAGCUCAAGCUCAAGCUCGUGGAGGUGAACCAGGCUUCGGCGGACAAGGAGGGUUUCGAAGUGUAGAUGACUUUGGUGGCUCAACACGGGGAGUGGAUGACUGGGCCAGCAACCGUGCGGGUUAUCCAGGGCAGCAAGGUUCUGAUAAUAGUUGGAACGCUCCACAACAGGGCUAUCAGCAUUCUCAACAGAAUUGGGGUCAGCCUCAACAUCAGCAGUGGCAAGAUCCCGCACAGCAAAACUUCAAUCCUCAUGACCAAUUCCCAGGAGCGCAACACAAUUGGCAACAACAGCCAGCAGCUUCGGCGUGGGACCAGAAUGCACAACCACAACAAUGGAAUCAACCGCAACAUCCAGCACAAACGCAGCAGGCUGCGCCGACCCAGGCGUCUCAGCAACAGUCCUCCGCUCCAGCAGGACUCCCAGGCCUACCUGAUUUUGACCCAGCAAAGACAAUCGCCCAGAUCUACCCCAUCCUCGUAUUCCGAGACAAGGUUGUCCGCACGAUCAGUGCCAUCAUCGAGAAAAUCCCCGGCCUAGAGGCUCUGGUCGACCGCAUCACCGAGACGCUCACCGUAUUCAUCCUCUCGCUGCUCGCUCCAUUCGUCCGCCCAGUCAUCAACGCCAUCUCCAAAUCCCUUCAGACGGGCAGUGAAGGCGUCAUAAACUCCUCUGGUAAACACCAGUAUGAAGUCUGGACCGACGCGCAUUGUUCUGAUCCCACCCAUUCCAUGCUGAGUAAAGACCAUUUCAGCAAUAUUCUCAAUGAGCCUGCUGGUAAUGUUGCGGCUGAGAUUCUCAAAUUCAUCGCCCCGAGAGUUUUAUAUGCUUGGGAACACCCGAACGUCCCCGUGGAACAAGUGAUGCGUGAUGUCGAGAGUAUAUUCCAUCAUCCCGCAAUUCGAAACGAGCGUACCGAAGUCCAUCGCAAUAUGUUCGCCGCGGUGAGACGAUGGGUCGACGGCAUGUCAGACAGAGGUCGCAAUCUCGACAGUGUCCUGAGCUCGGAAUCUGUGAGGGCUGGUAAAAAUCAUAAGGCGGGCGUGAAUCCUCAUAUGCAGCAGACGCAUGCACCUCAACAUCAACAACAGGGUCAUGCUGGAGGUGGCGGCCUAGGUGGAUUCGCGAGUUUCCUGCCAGGACAGCACGGCCAGCAACAACAUGGUGGUAGUAAUAGUCCAUUCGGGAUGGUGAGUAAUGUGAUAGGCAGUUUCACUGGCAGUGGGCAAGGUCAUCAGCAAGGCGGACACGGUGGCUCUGGUGGUGGACUGGGCAGCGUUCUUCACGUUGCGGAGCAGUUCCAUAUUCCUGGCGCUCAGAGCGCAGGGAAAUAUUCCAAGUACCUAGGCGGGUUUGGUGGUGGUGGUGGUGGUGGUCAUAGCGGCAAGCGAGGUCUUGACGAUGGCGACGAUGGACCAGAUGGACCAGAUGAGUUUGCAGCCUUCGCUGGGGCCGAGGUCGGGAGCGGGAGGGAACUACACGAGGCUGCGAUGUCUAGUGAUGCCAGGGCACCCAGCGCAAUGCCUAUGCAGGCACCCAGUGGUUAUGAGCAGUACGGCUUGCAGCCUGGAGCGGAAGAAGGCUAUGGCCAAGGCGUGUAUCAGUACCAGACGAAUUAUCAGGAUCCGUAUCAGUACGGAGGUCCGGGUCAGGGCCAAGGACAGUACGGCGGCGGCGAGAGUCAAGGGUAUUAUGGCGGGCGUUGAGAUUGUCAUCAAAACCGCAGAAUUUGGCAUUCGUGGCCAGGAGCAUAGGAGAGAACGACGUGAGAUGCCCUCGGUCGGCGAAGGCUGAUGGUUGAUGACCCCGACGUUACGAGCUGAUUGUUAGUUGUCACGUAGACUGAGAGCUCCAGAUAACAACCGUCGCCAUACGACUGUGGUGAGCAGUCGAGUUGCAUUCCUUAUGAGCAGAGCAAUAGGCUCAAUGGGCAAUCUCUCAACUCAG
Exophiala xenobiotica is the source of this 3351-nucleotide messenger RNA. RefSeq lists its product as hypothetical. Bases 615 to 3110 code for a protein of 831 amino acids. The transcript is spliced from 3 exons. The record is from RefSeq and is a predicted model, not a curated record. Lineage: Eukaryota; Fungi; Ascomycota; Eurotiomycetes; Chaetothyriales; Herpotrichiellaceae.